UAGAUAUAUCUACAUAAUAUCUAUCAACGUUAAAGUAUUUUUUUACACUUGCGGUGAAGUGUUUUUCAAGCUGCGUUAUCGAUUAUCCCGUAGACUCGUAGACUGUGACGUAGUUGUAAAGCUGUCGAAAACGUUGGAAAACGUCAAACAUGGCCCUCGCUUGGAAUGAGUCAAAGAAACACAGUGAUCGCGAAAGAUGGAUUUGCAUUUAUCCUGUUUAUAUAAAUAGCAAAAGGACCUUAGCUAAAGGUCGCAAAAUUGCGAAAGAAAAAUGUGUAGAAAAUCCAACGCAUCAAGAGAUUCGUGACGUUCUAGUGGCAGUUGGGUUCAACGUUGGCGUCGAGAGCAAACUGCAUCCACGGGAACGUAGCAAAGAGCUGUUAUAUCGUGGACGUAUUCGUGUGCAAUUGAAAAACGAUGAUGGCACUCCUGUGAAACCUGAGUUUCCUACCAGAGAUUCUGUUCUGGCAUAUGUAGGCACGACCAUUCCAAAAUUGAAAAGUCGUCAAGGAAAACAAUCGACUGGCGAACAAUCCUCUCAGCCAUCAAGUUCAUCGACAAAGAAAGGAAAAGGAAAAGGAAGGAGGUGAUAAAACUAAAUAAAUCGUACUAGAUAUUGCAAAUAUUUUUCACUUAAGACAGUGUACAAAAAGAUAAUACAUCUUACACAAACCUGAUUAAUAGGUUUAAGUUGAAUGUUGCUUACUUAUACAUUCAAAUAUUUAAUACAGUUCUUAAAUACCUGAUAUCAUCGUACUUGGUUGUAUAUUCUUCUGAUAUUUA
This is a messenger RNA of Ceratina calcarata, 783 nucleotides long. It is a transcript of the gene Srp19, whose product is annotated as signal recognition particle 19. The transcript is spliced from 2 exons. Gene Ontology annotation, biological process: SRP-dependent cotranslational protein targeting to membrane; SRP-dependent cotranslational protein targeting to membrane, signal sequence recognition. Lineage: Eukaryota; Metazoa; Arthropoda; Insecta; Hymenoptera; Apidae. The coding region runs from base 150 to 590 and encodes 146 amino acids. Gene Ontology annotation, cellular component: signal recognition particle, endoplasmic reticulum targeting. The record is from RefSeq and is a predicted model, not a curated record. Gene Ontology annotation, molecular function: 7S RNA binding.